Molecule: messenger RNA, 1359 nt
Organism: Aspergillus wentii DTO 134E9
Lineage: Eukaryota; Fungi; Ascomycota; Eurotiomycetes; Eurotiales; Aspergillaceae
Exons: 2
Coding region: 221-1168 (315 amino acids)
Source: RefSeq, a predicted model, not a curated record
ACGGCGCCUGCUUUGUUGAUGGAUCUAUGCAGACAAAAAGCUAUAACCACUGGUUGUAAUUCACUUUGUCAUGAUGAUUCUUCCAUUUCAAUCAAGAUAUGCCUGGGUGCUGCACCGCCCUUUUUCCACUCCCGUCUUUCUCACUCUCCCCUCUUCCUCGUCGACCUUCCUUCCCAUCUGACUUCUCUAUCCCCGAGUAUCCCUUAGGGUGUUUUCAACCAUGGAACCCGGGAACCUGCAACGCCAGGGCUCUGCUCGCCACUCCACAACCGAGCAAGUGAUGCUUGAUCUUCUCCGAAGUGACUCGAACCCCCCCGCCUCCUUGACCCAGACAGCGAAGGCUGUAAUUGAUUUUGAAUUGUCAAAAUGUGACACGAGAAGUGGGUUCCGACCAGAACUUGGCGUCUACAAUGAACUGUUUAAAAAAUCGACGAACUGGGGGGCCAUACUCCGGAACCUGUAUUGGCGGGCUCGGCGACAAUCCGCAGUAUGGGACGUUUUUGAGCUUCUGGUGAUGAAGGGUUUCAUAAGCCCAAGCUGCUUGACUAUCUCAGUGGAUCUCAUGUCAAUGACCCGUGAAACUGGUAUCAUUACGAGUUUGCUGAAUUGCUUCUCGACCCCUUACCACGACAUGUACGCAGCUGAUCGGGGCGACAUUCCUUUGCAGUCGACCAGUUGGAACGCAGAUACCCAGUGGCUCGCAACGAUGAUCGUCCGCAGUGGCGCGGAACUUGAAAAACUUCUUGACACAAUCCAUGCCAGUCGCUUUUUAGGUGAAUGCCUACCGGAGGAACUAGAACUCUUCAAAAAGAUGCACCCUGAAGGGACAGCAAACCUAUUAUUGAAUCCCCGGGAGCGGGAGCGGGAGCGGCACGAAAGGCCAUGUGCGGAUUAUAGCAUUAUGCCAAAAGACAACAUUUUUGGAUUUUGGCUUCCCCAUGGCCUCAGAAGCGAAACACUUAGCACGCAUAUCUACCAGUGCAAGGAACGUUUCAACAACAUUGAACGCGUAUUUCGGGAAGUUGAAUGUAUUUCAAAGGAUAAACUCUGGCUUGAAGCGGAACAGGCGGAUUUCUUCGACCAGAAUCAAGGGUUGCUCCCUGGGGGUGAUAACGACUACCCAGACAUCAAUAUCGAAUACCAUGAUUCGAAUCUGCCUUGCAUAUGAGAGCUAGCCUGAAACUCCCUCGCACUUCUUCUUCUUCUUCUUUUUACCUCUCCCUUCCUGGCUGUCUAAUCAUGUUUUCUCUGGCUUCCUAAUGACUUAUCGUGACUUUGGCGUCCAAAAGCCGUGGACGAUGCUGGGCAUACCAUGGGCACUAGUUAGAAGUUACAUAAUUAGAAAAUAGGAACUGCUGC